GGAAUGCUCGGCUCGUGGCAUUCUCAUGACAAAACGAUUCGCGAGCUUCCCAGCGGCUCGACGCGGAGGCUUCCUUGUCCAUGCCCUCCGCCCGCUUUUAGAUCGCUUCUGGAAUGGGACUCGGCGCUACUCUUCGUACACAGUGCCUCAACUUCAGGAGCGUUUAACGUUACCCGCCGGCGAACAGUCAUGCUUCUUCCCCCUGAGUCGGCGACGCCCGGACAGGCGACGGAAAAGGCGCGCCCUUCGGGUCCUCGCCGUUCCUGGGUCACAAGUCUGCGCUUUCCCAAUUAGUCUUGAUUGGCAGGAGACAAGACAAAUCGACACGUCCCAUCACGGAGAUCCCUCCGAUCUCAGUGUUCCGGUAUAUCAGGUACCCCAGGUAUACUCCAACAAGUAUGGCGUACCUCCGAAGGCGACGGGUCUGUGCCGCCACAGCAGCCCGGCCACACUAGCAUACGCGAAGGUACCAGUAUACUUGCACGCUCGCUCAUCAACCUCAGCGAGUAACCUCGACGCAUUUGGCUUGGCUGAUUACGGUAUAUAUCCACUUCGUCGUUUGCGGGACUCAGAGGCGGCUACACUGUGCGAGCUGGAAGGCACUCCCCGCCGAAUCCAUGGGUCCAUUGACUUAUCCCGUCCCAUCUCUUCCGGUAGCAACCUGGCCGGAACAGAGCGCAGGCACAUCAGCAAGCUAUAUAAGUUCGUCAUUCCAGUCUCUCCAAGCUUUAGGAUCUAGCACUGCAACGGCCGGCAAAAAUUCGCACAAAAAAGGUCAAGAACAUGCCUAGCGUUCAGGAAGCCACUGGGGUGCUGCACGGCACCAUCCCCCGUCUGGGGGCGAUCAAAGAGAAGAAGGGGCUGCCAGAUCUUCGCACGGCUGCAGCCGGCCCGAAGCUGGACAUCAUUGACAUCCGCCACGCGGCGGUCGAGAUCAACCUAAAGGCCGAGGUGCUCUCCAUGUUUCACACGAGGGAUGGCCCCAGGAAGCUACCCACACUCCUCCUCUACGACGAAAGAGGCUUGCAGCUGUUUGAGCAAGUGAGGCUUAUUACCGUUAUCUGGGAGCCUGCCACGGCGUGCCGCUCCCCACGCUAACUCGU
Thermothielavioides terrestris NRRL 8126 is the source of this 1103-nucleotide messenger RNA. RefSeq lists its product as uncharacterized. The coding region runs from base 784 to 1098 and encodes 104 amino acids. The transcript has a single exon. The record is from RefSeq and is a predicted model, not a curated record. NCBI's taxonomy places the organism in Eukaryota, Fungi, Ascomycota, Sordariomycetes, Sordariales, Chaetomiaceae.